AUUUAUUUUUUUUUUCUUGCAAAGGAAAUUACCUUUUCCAAAAAAUUCUUAAAAAGAAUAAUCUUUGGAUUAGAUUUGUACGAUAAACUGAAAUUAAUACUAAUAAACUUGUAGUCGUAAGUAUGUUGGUAUGUAUUCACUUCUUCAGUUUUUUACUUGCUAGUGAAAUUAAAAUAAACAAAAAAUUCCGUAAUCAAAUAUUUUAUUAAAAAAUUAGACAAAUAAUAGACAGCAUGAUCACCAUGAUCUGACAAUCUGGACUAUACUCUACUAUUUUCUCUAUAUUAAUAUUAUUAAUUAUUAAUAGACUAUACUAUAUGAUAGAUGUAUAGUCUGUAGUCUGACUAAUAGUCUAUAGUAUAUAAUAGUGAUAUCACUAAUCUAAUACUAAUAUUAAUUUUAUUAAAAUAGCCUAAAUAUUAUUUCAGUCCUUAGUAUUGUUAUUGUAACUUAAUGUAACCCACUCAACUAGAUCUAAUUAAUAUUAGUUUAGUAGACGGUUGUUAGUCUUUGACUUUGUAUUUUUAUUAUCGGUGAUCAAUUCAGUGAUCAGUAACAAAAACGUCAUCAUUACAUCCUUCUUUGGGCCUUAGUCUUAGGCCUAUUAUUAAUAAAAUUAGCUAUGUAUUAUUACUUUUAUGUAAGGCCUAUUGUUGCUAGUGUCUUGGCCUUGGUCAUGACUUGUUAACAAUGUUAAGGGCCUAGGCCCAGUGGCGUAGCUAGGGUUGGUGUCACCCGGUGCGGUAAACUCAUGGUGUCACCCCCCCCCCCCCCCCCCCCCCUCGCCAUUUUGUUUCACCCCCCCCCCCCCAAACUUCUAUGAUCGAUUUUUUCUUGUUAAAAUAAGUCCACAGUAUAGCAUUACUUUGAACUUUUAAUAAAGCACGCAUUUGGAUUGGUUAAAUUUGUGUAAAAUAUAUGUGUGAUCGGUUAUUCUUUUAUGAAUCUCGAUUUUUGCGAGCAAUGUGUGCCCUGUAAAUAUGCAAUUUUUCAAUUGGGUGUCACCCCUAAAAUGGUGUCACCCGGUGCGGUCCGCACCCCCCGCACCUGCCUCGCUACGCCACUGCCUAGGCCUAAGUGAAUAAAUUUAUUUCAAAUUAUUUUAUGCUAACUAUACUGUACUAUUCUAUUAAUAUUAUUAAUUUAAUAAUACUAUUAUUAGAAUUAGAUCUAACUAUUUUUUUAUACUACGACUACGACUAUGCAGCUAAUAAUACUAAUUGUUUUUAACAUCCCCGAUUAUUAUUAUUAUGUUACAUCUGCUUUAAUGAAUCUUAUAUACCAUUGCCAUGCAUGAGGCAUGUAACUUGGUCAUCCUAUUUGAAGUGAUAGUGUAUACAUUAUUGUGUUAUUCCAUUCAUCAAUGGCAUUCUCAUAAAAGUUUAAUUUUUAAAAAUUAAAAUGGUCAUUAAGUUCAUUAAGUAUAAUAUAUAAACCCAUUAUCAUUAUGAUUAUCAUUAAAAAAGCCUGUUGUUUCAUAGCAUUCCUGCUGACAUAUUAAAUACAUCCUUGAUCGGAUUAAAUCCCUAUUUAAGAAGCAAGGGCAAGGUAUCAGCAGGGAGGGUCCUCACUGCAAUCUUUCCAUGUGGGAAAUAUUUAUGCUGUUCAACUUCAUACCUCUGUUGCACAUAUUGGUAACAUAUUAGUGUAACCAAGACAUAGCUAUCCAGUGGGUUGUGCCCCUAUGUCAGAGUGACGUUAAGGCUGGAGCUGUGAAGAGCGGAUGACUGAUGAGAACCAUUGUGACAAGUUUUUACUUGGAGGAAGAUGGUGGUGAAAAGAUAGGAGUCAAAUUUAGGGGCCCACCUUGUUGCAGUCUUUGAAAGUGUGCUUGGGGAUCAUGAAUAAAAAGUUAGUAAAGCAGCUUCACUUCACUUCUAUUUGGAAAGUUUUUCCUUGUGGAGUUAGUAGAGUUAUAUGAUGGCACUGUGCAGUCGUUGGGGAAUAAGUAUAAGAUAAUGUGGGUUCCAUGACAAAAUGACAAAGGACAAAAAAAAAAGUGAAAAAAUGACAAGGUGACAAAAUGACAAGGUGACAAAGCAGUUCGUAUUAGUAGUGAAGAGGAGUACAACUUCUAGAGACUGAUAGUGUCUGGCACUUGGCAGGGUGAAAUUCCAUGUCCCAGCUCAUCUCCCCCUUAGCUAACCGAUUGAGAUCCUGUUGUAGCUGGUCCUGGUCAGAUCUGUUGGCAAUCGUCCUAUACACAGCGGUGUCAUCUGCGAACAGUCUUGCUUGAAAUGUCAGUUUCUCGGGUAGGUCAUUAAUGUAUGUUAGGAACAAACAGGGGCCUAGCACUGAUCCCUGGGGGACCCCUGACUUCACACCAAUAAAGGCGGAGUUUGUACCGUCCACUACUACUGCUUGGCAUUGGUUGCUGAGGAAGCUAGAGAUCCAUGUUUUUGUGGUGCCUUGGAUCCCAUAUCCGUGAAGUUUGUGUAGAAGUAUAUAAUCAAGUCAACAUUUUAAGAUGUUUUACAUGCUUUAUAGUUGGAGAAACACGGUAUUCAGUUAUCAGACUUGUGCAUAAUUACAUUAAUUAAUUACCAUUAGAAUUACAUGACCUAUUUUUGUAAUUAUAUAUCAUUUCCAUUACUUUAUUCAAAAGUGUAAAUAGUUACCAAUACAAAUUACUUCACUUUUGACCUGUAAUAACAAAUAAUUUUUUUGAUUUUUAUAUAGGGAUUUUUGAACAUCAACAUCGUUUUACUAAGACAUGUUUCCUUUCACAAUACAGUACAUGCACAUUAUUUGGAACCAGCUUUUGGAUUUUAUUGUUAUACAAGAAAGUCAGAGUAGUUCAUUAAAUGAUUUUACUGUAUUUCUGAAUACACAAUAAUAUUUUGUAGCAGACCCUUACAAAUUUCAUUGAUUGUCUGUGUGUAUGAGCAAGCAUGACAUACUUUACAAGUGCCUUAUAAUUUUCAGCUUGCUCAUUACUUGGAGACAAAAUGUAUGUCAUAUUGGGUCAAAGUACUAUAUGAGUAUGCUGUAUACCAUGACACUAUAUUCAUAAGGAUGUGAUCUGCUAUACAAUAUUUUCACUUUUACCCUGAAAGUAAACAUUUACAGAAGUAAUUUAAAAAAGUACAAUUACAUUGAGAGUAUUUAAUUACAAUUACUAAUAACAGUAAUUUUAAAUAAAAUGUGUAAUUAAUUACAGCUGUUAUUAAUUACCUCUAGUAUGUCUGUUAUUAUGCAUAAGAUGGUGAUCUUAAAAGGUGUAUUACUAUUAUAAUUAUACUGUACAGUCUCCCCUAAAAGUAUGUCUACCUAAAUAAGGCAAAUAGCUUUGUGAAAUUUCAGUAAGUCCCUCUGCAGUUUAAUAUAAUGUAAUGGUUAAACAGAAAACUUUAUUUAAUUCAAUGAUUUUUUUUGGUGCAAAAUAGUACAAUAUGUAACAAUGACAAAAACAAAAUUAAAAAAUUACCCAAAAAAAAAUCGGGUUUCUGAGGUAGCCGCUGAUUGAGAAAAGGUAACUCCCUUGCUAUCGAUGAUAAUUUAUAUCAACGUUUUUUGUUUUUUUUAUUUAAUUUUCCGCUUAUUAAUGUUAUCGUGCUCGGCCCACAAACUUAUGAGUGUUUUGAGUUUUGGCCUCUGAACAAUUGAGUCUUAUACCCAUGUUCUAGAGUGAUCUAGGUUGCCACCAGCUUCGUUAGGGGCCUCUACAGAGAUCUAGGUGCUGUCGCCACGUUGUUGCCCUGAGACCUUGUCAUUUUGUCACCUUGUCGUUUUGUCUCCUUGUCAUUUAGUCACUUGUCAUUAUGUCCUUUGUCGUUUUGUCACUUGUCAUUAUGUCCUUUGUCGUUUUGUCACUUGUCAUUAUGUCCUUUGUCAUUUAGUCACUUGUCAUUAUGUCCUUUGUCGUUUUGUCACUUGUCGUUUUGUCUUUUGUCGUUUUUUCUGGUUACCGAUGAUCUGGUGUUCACAAAACAUUUUACCCUAACCCUAACCCAUUUAUUAUUCAUAUUAUAUACUGUCAUUCUGAGCUAAAACAAGAAAAUUAAGUUCCAGUAAUCUUUUGGUCUAUAUGGAGUGCUAUUCUCAUUUAGUUCAAAAUCCUGAUAAUAGAAAGUAAACAAAAGCCCUUUUAUUUAUUUUGUUAUGUUUAUUAAAAUUCACUUUAUAAAUAAUAUAUUACCAAGUAACAAAUAAUUAUUAGAAUAAGCUUGGCUUUUUUUUCAUCCUACCGACAAUGUUUUGUAAAUGGAAAUUAGCGAAACUAAGUAUGGAUAAAACCUGAAAAAAGAACACCACUAAACAAUGAACAUGUCAGCAAGAAGCCUUCAUCAGUGAGUAGUAAAAACAGAAUUAAAUAAAAAUAACACUUACUGAAAUGUAAUAUCCGAGAGGACAGCAGGAGGAACGAGCAAUUCCUUUGGCUAAAUAGAAACUAUAAAAUUUAAAUUAAAAAGAAGUUAACAUGUAAUAAUAAAGUUUAUAGAAUAAUCCUGAAAUGUAUUUUUUAGUUGAUUACAUAUGCUAUAUUAAAUACAAUCAUUUUUAUUUAAAGGUCAGUUUUAGUGUCUGUUAGUAAAUAGAAGGAAAAAUUCCUAGAGCCUUUAGAAUGGAACAACUGCUUUUGUUUUGUGGCCAAUAUGUGGGCCCUGCUUUAAGCUUACAAUAGACACUGUAUACUUUGUUUAGACAUCACGCUGUCAAUUUUAUUUUAAGAGAUCAGAUCAACAACUUGUAUCUCAUAAAAGUUUAUUCUAUCAAAUAUUGAUGAAAGAAUCUUACUGGUUUUAAGAACUGAAUGAUACAUAUGGUAAUACAGAGUUGUGUAAAUUGACACGUAAAAAGACUUGAACUUUUUCUAUUUUUUCUUUUAAAAACUUACAAUCUUGUUUUAUUUAUUUCAGAAGUAGUCAAUUUACAUUUAAUAGUAAAUAUGGCAUCACAUGAAAAAGGUCAAGGAGAUGCUGAACCAGAUGAAUCGGUUCCACCACAAGAAGAUUACAUUCAUAAUCCAGAAGAAUUUAUAGAUAUUCAUGGGCGCCAAAGGACUAAAAAAUUACAUUUAACGGAUAAUGAAAAUGCAGAAUUAGAAAAAAGUUCCUCUCUUUCUGCAUCUAUGUUACAUUCUAUACAAGACUUAAAAGUUCCAGUACAAGUAAGUGAGGAAAGUGACUUAAAAGAAAAUCCGGAAGAAACAUCAGGGGCAAAAGUGAUAGAGGAAAGCAUCUCGAGUUCAGAUCCUGCAGAAAAAGUCACAGAAAAGGUCCGUGCAGAUGAGAGUGAUUCAGAAUAUCAAUCAGCAGAUGAUGGUGAAGAAGAAGAUGAAAGUGAUGAUGAGUUCAUCCCAGUUGGAGAUGAAGAUGAUUGUCAUUACAGGGAAGAAUUUAGUGAAAAGGGAGCUUUCAGUACUUAUGAUGAAACAAAUGAUAAUGAAAGUUGUGAGGAUUCAGAUAAAGAAGAAAAGGAAUUAGAUUUAGUUGAUGAUUUGGAUGUUCGUAAAAAAAUAGAAGAACAGCUUACUGAAGAUGAGAAACUGGUAAGCAGAUAAAUAUUUUUAUAAGAAAAUUGGAAUCAUCUGACCUGAUGAUAUGAUUAAUUUAAUAUUAUACAAGACAACAUUUGUCUAAAUAAACUUAACAAACUUAUUGGUUACUGUAAAACAAAGAAAAAUUGUAUUUCUUUUUUACCACAUUUGGCGUUCUUAAAAGGAUGCUAUGGCCUUGACCUUUACUGAACUUCACUGAUGGCCAUAGGAUUUUUUCCAAAAUGAUAACAAGACCAUCUUUUAAUGGAGACACCUUGCCGUUUUCAGCAUUUUACCACUUUCUUUAAUUAGAAAGGCUAGAAAAUUAGGGUGAUGGGAUCGGGUCUAUAGGAGAGCUAAGGGACAUUAGGACAAGGUGAGAAGGAAAUGGUAAAGUGUCCACAAGUAAAGUAGGAGACAAGGAGGGUGUGGGGAGAGAGUGAACUUGUGCUUUGGAUUGGUGAGAGGGCAGGGUUUGAGGAAGAAGAGGUUAGUUCUGAUGGAGAAUGUAUGUAGAAGUGAGUGAUAGGGAGAGAUAAAGCAGGUUGAGGGAAUAGUAUUAUGGGUAGAGUGGAGAGGGAGAAAGUAGGUCAGAUGGUCUCUCUCACUAGAGAAAGCUUUACUAUUAUAUUUUAUUGACAUUUUUUUAACUCGGGUAUCAGAAAUGGGGAAUUGUGAAGAAUUUUUUUUUUAAAUAGAUGUAUAAAGAUUUUGUAAAAUGAGUAAAACAAAGUAGGGUUAAACCUGAAAAAGGAACGCAACAAAACAACGAACGUGUCGGCAGAAAGCCUUCAUCAGCGAACAAAACAACAGAAAAAACUAAAUAAAAAUAAAAAAUAGCACUUAGCUUAGAAUUAGAUUCCGUGGGCAGCAAACAUUUCUUUUGUUUUACUCAUUUUAUAUUGUGCUUACCUGAUUGCAGUCUCUCCCAUUAUUACCCUAUAUAGAUUUUGUAAGUAAAGAGACGAUGAAAUGUAAUCAGUAGUUCAUGAACUUCUUUCAAACAUUUUGAAAUGGAGAAUGAUACUAAAAUUUGAAGUAGUAAGCAUAAAGCUUUUGGUUGUUUUUUUUUUAAAUUUUGUAAAGAAAUUCUUCUUCCUCUAUAUCUUAAGGGCCCACAAUCAAUUUAUUAUCAUUUUGGCUCCUAUGCAUGUAGAGGGGAUUUGCAAUGUUUCUGUACCUGGUGCUGAUGAGGAUAUUUCAAUGAAUUUAUUAAUUGCAAGCCAUUCCACAAUUAACUGUACUAAGAAUUACCAGGCUUGAAUUUUGGCUGCUUAAAUUUUAAGGAAAAUACAACAAUGAAAAUCAGAAAGUGAAACUAAACACAAAAUUAAAUUAUUACCGGUAUCAUAUAAAACAAAUCUGGGACAUUUAAAAUCUUUUAGAUGUUUCAAUUUUUCAAAUUGAAAAUUGACUGGAGUUCAGAAGAAAUCCCCCACCAACACACUCUCGAGGAAAAAAAAACUGAACUCUGGCUGGCUCCACUCUAGUUCUGGUUAAAAGUACUCCAUUUUUAGAUCACUAUAAUAAGUAGACAUUUUUUAGUUUUAAGAUUGUUACAUUUUAUUUUAGAGUUAAAUGUAAUUGGAUACCUGUGAUCAAUAUUCUUAACACUAUUUCUAUUAUUAUAAAAUAUGACUCUCUUUAUUAAGUAUUUUGUAUAGAGGAAUACUUACAACUAUUGUUUUAUUUUGAUCUAAAUCUUUUUGUAAAACUUUUUAAAUUAGUUAUGUUUCUCAACACAUUUUAAUCACCUUUUUAAGGAGAGGAAAACCAAGAGCCAACUGAUAAAAGAUGAAGGGAAUAUUAAAUUCCGCCAAGGUGACUUUGAUGAUGCAGUUGCUGCAUACACAGAAGCAUUGGAAAUUUGUCCAUUGAUUUUUCACAAAGAAAGAUCUGUUAUGUUUGCCAACAGAGCUGCUUGUAAAAUGAAGCAGGUAUAUUUAUAAUAAAAAUUAAUAAUUUACAGAGUUAUGUUUUUUAAAUUAAAUGUAAAUCCUUUUUUGUAGGUAAAUGACAGAAUCUAUAUUCUGUGUUAAUAAUAUAAUAUAUAUAUAAUUCCCUACAAGAGGCCUAUGAUAAAUGCUGAAUAUGUAUUGAUUACUUACUCCCCCAUAUUGUGUUAAUUGCAGAUUUUUAUUGACCUUGAUGACCCUAAACGGGAUGAAACUAUCAUCAUUCGAAUAGAUUAUAGCUUUUGACAAUGUAAACUUUGAUAGUUAUUUAAUCUAAUGCAGGUGUCAGCAACAUUUUUUUAUGAGGGGCCGGUAAGAUUAUCUCAUCAGGCUCAGGGGUCAGAUACAUGGCUCCAAAAUCAAGACAUCCCAUAUUCAUGAUCAUAUUAUUAAUAUCUCACACAUAAAACAUGCUUGACACACUUUAAUUUCCUUGUCUCAAUGUAAACGAAGCAAGAAAUUAGUUAUUUUCUGACAUAAAAUCAGACAGCAUUAAUUUAACUGAGAUGCCAAUGAAAUAUUUGUAGAGGAAAAAUAGGCAUUGCCCCAUUGUCUUUUUUUCACAUCAGUGAGGAGCAUAACACUAAUUCUCCUCUGCACAGUGACAUUGCUUGCAAGUGCUCAUCAGACAAAGUUUCUCUGAAAUUUGCAAGUGCUCAUAAGACAAGGUUAAUUAGACACGAAUAAUAUGUGUCAAUAUAACAAUAUAAGGAAGCUUUAAUAAUAAUUUUACAUAAUCGCAAGUAUACGUUUUGGCACAUGCCUUCAUCAGUACCAAAAAAAAAAAAAAAAAAAAGGAUAAAUUAAAUUUAUUUUUUUUUUUUUUUUUUUGUAUAAAUUAAAUUUAAAUAAUAUAUAAAUACAUAUAUCCUAACUAAACAAGGGGAGAAAAAAUAGGAGUGGGUGAAAAAAACAGACAGAAGCAAAGUAAAGAAGAAUGGAAAGGAAGUGACUUAGAGUAAAAUGUAAAAAAAACAAACAGGAAAAAGACAUGGCAGUUAUGUAAAAUUGUGGAUUUGGUUUAUCCCGUAUGGAGUCAACGUACCAAAUCUUGUUAUCAAUUUAUUCUCCUUAAAAAUCCUAUCCGAUGUGUUACUAGUAUACAGUAUACCAGUAACUGUGAUGUCUAAAAUUCCAUCAUGGUUAGUUCUAUUGAAAUGUUUGGAGACCGGACAGAGAGCCUGUUUAUUUAUGUUGUAGAAGUGUUAUGUUUGCCAACUUCUCAUCAGACAAGGCUGCUCUGUAACUAGAUUUCCCCUAGUUUGAAAAUGUCUUCUCACACAACUAGACACUGUAAUGGCAAAGAAUGAAAUAAGCAGAGACCUAAAAUGAAGACAUAUAUAUCACCUGGAAGCCAGUUGUAAAGGUUUAUUAGCUUCCGUCUUUGAAUCCCAAUUUUUACAGAGUAUAAAUUGCAUAAUAGUUCUUCCUAGGUUUUCAAUUUUAUUCUAGAUAAUGCCUACUAAGUUUGGCCUAGAUCCAUUAAUCACAUAGAAAUUUGUACUGUUAUUUAUAUGGUUUAUAUAAGAAAAUAAUACACUUGUCCCAAAAGGAGUAAUUUCAGAUGACGUUUCAGCACCAUAAUAUACAUCAAUUCCCGUGUUAUAUUUAAGCUGUCAGUUACUGAAGUGUCGAUGUUCUGUCAGUCAAUGAAGUGUCAUGUUAUCACUUAUUCUUCCAUGCCUUCAUGAGUUCUGGUUUCCGGAUAAACAAACGUGCAGGCCGGAUGUGGCCCAAGAGCUGUAGUUUGAAGACCCCUGAUAUAAUGUAUAGUUAACACUCUUAUCAUUUUAACUUACAUAAGAUUUUGAAAUAUUUUAUCCCUACUGGGGAUAUUUAACCAGUCACAAUCCCACUGAGUAUAUUUACCAGACAGUCACAAUGUUAGCAGUAAAAACGUUUCUACUCAUGAGCAUUAUAACUGCAAAAGAAUAUACAAAUGUUAGUAUUGCAAAGAAAAUUAUAACAUUAUUAAUGGAUUUUUUAUCUUAUCUAAUUUAUGUUGCAACAGGAAUUGUACGAUGAUGCAAUAAACGACAGCACCAGGGCUCUGGAAAUUCAUCCACACUAUCUUAAAGCACUCUUGCGUAGAGCAGAACUCUAUGAGAAAACUUCAAAACUUGACGAGGCAUUGAAAGACUAUCAAGACGUUCUACAAUUGGACCCUUCCCAUCAAAUGGCCAGGGCUUCUUGUAUGGUAGGUUCUAUAAUUUAAUUUCAAUGUUUAUUCAUAAAUUUAAAUUUUAGUCUCAAAAUAUAUUAAUAUUAUUAAUAUCAAGGCUGUCAUCCAAGCCUCCUGGUUAUAAUACCUAGCAUUGUUCUUGUCAUCUCUGUCAAAUACUUCAAAGAUCAUCACAAAUCCUGCUAUAAUACAAAGCAUUUCUUGUCUUAGAUUACUUAUAAUAUAUAAUAUAACAUAACACUAUUGUGUCAAAUUUAAUUUGUCUUUAUUUGGGACAGUUUGUGACCCUGGGGUGGGGGAGGGGGGGUUUUAACCCUCGAACUGUGGUCGGCUGAUGAAAUCGGCCGAUAUUCUCGUUCUGUGCUGUGGCAGCCGAAAAAAUCGGCCGAUAAAAAACACGGUCCGAUAGCAACUUCCAAUCCAAUAUUUUACCGAAAUCAUAGCCAUUUCCUUUUAUUAAUAAUUAAAUCAACUUCUGGGUCAAGCUGUUUCUUGAUAACUUAACAAUAAGUACUUUUUCAUCGGAAUUUUACAUCGCCGUUUUUUUUUAAAGCAAAAAUGGCAGAAGCUAUGGCGGGGCCUUCAGUUCAAGAACUAGUAUAAAUAUUUUUGGAAGCUUUUUAGGAGAGGAUUUAAGUGAUACUGAUGAUGAUUUUAACAUUCCCCAUGACGAUAUCAGUUCAGAUUCUUCUUUUCAUGAAUCUGAUACUAGUCUUAGUGAUACUGAAGUAGGCCUACUGAGGCUACUAUUUGACUUCAAGCCAGGCCCGGAGGUUGGGCAAGGACUGACUGAAUUUUAGUUACAAAAGCUACAGAUUAUAGAUCAGAACUAAUAAAUUUUAUAGUUUAACAACCCAAAUCAGUUCCACAGUUCCUUUUUAAAUGUUUACUAGUCAAUAAUAAUUAUUUCACCUGAGAUUUUGUACUUGGUUUUAGCAGUAAUCCCAGUUUCUAAUAUAAAUGAUGUAAAAUUACUAAAAUUGCUCUCAGAUGUUUAAUUACAAUCAAAACUUUAGCAAACUAUACAUUUUCUGAUAGAUAAAUGAAUUGGCAACAACAUUUAGAUUUAUGUUUUUAGUGCAUCUAUAACAUUAAUGAUGUUAUAAGCACUUGAAAGCAAGACAUUUUGUUUUUUAUUUUCAUGAGAACUCCAAGGUCAAGGACACUGAGCAAAAAAAUUUUUUACGAGAAGGGCAAUAUAGCCAACUUUAUCCCCAUCUAUUUACCUUUCUAAAAAUAUAUAAUUAUUGGGGUCUUGCAUCAAUAUUUCUAUGUCAUUUAAUGCAAUUUCAAAAGGCACUCAAAAAGCUCUGAAAAGCUCCACCCCACAGAAUGAUGCAUGCCACAAUUCGAGGGUUAAGAUCAUAUGUGAAUAAUUGUGAUGUCACACUUUUUUUUAUCAUAAAUAUAUGUUAAAAAAAUCUUUUAAACUUGCUGACAUUACUAAUACCAAUGGUAAUUGUCACAUGAAAGUGCAUUUACUAUGUAUAUGUGUAUACUAUAUAUGGUUUUAACAGUACCGGGUACUUGUAAUUUCAGAAACUUGCUGAAAAAAUAAAAGAAAGGAAUGAAAAAAUGAAGGAAGAGAUGAUAGGUAAGGGAAAAACAAUAAUCUUGACACGUUUCAUUAUAUAGAGAAUAGUUUUUAUGUGCUUAACAGUGUAUUCAAUGAACCAUUUACAUUCUGCUCAAUAUGAGAAAUAAAAAUUGUUUGAAAUGUAUGGUGAUAUUAGCUGCCCAUGCUUGGUUGUCAAACUUCUCAAGGAUGUUGUCGCUGUAGCAAAAUUCCUUGGUAACAAGAAAAUUUGUGUGAGCAAAUCUUGUCAACCCUAGGCUUUAUUUAUUCUGUCAAAUAUGCCAGGGCGCUUAAAAACUGCAUAAGAAUAUUAUAUACUAGUACUAGGAGAUAUUAGAAAGAAACAAUACUUGUUUGGUUAAUUAUUAUGUAACGAAAUCAAUCAUUUGAACCAGUGGUUUCUUCUAAUAAAAAAUAUUCUUUUUUCGUUUUAUUCCACUAAUUUGUGCACAUUUGAAUUUUUGUACCCUACACAAGUUCUUUUUAAAAGAAAGUAUUGUUAAUUUUUUAUAUUUUUACUUUUGCAAUUAUUUUUUUUGCAGGAAAGCUAAAGGAUCUUGGAAACCUGGUGUUGCGACCCUUUGGUUUGUCAGUAAAUAAUUUUAACCUCCAACAAGACCCAACAACAGGCUCUUAUUCAGUUCAGUUCCAACAGAAGCCAAAUAAUGGAUCUUGACAGUUGCUCCUUAAUCAAGUAGUACCAAUCUCAAUGAUUUCAUUUGACUUGACAAUGUUCCCAUGACACGGAGAAGGUUAUUAGCACUUUUCUUAUGGGAUCAAUAUUCUGUGAUGAGGACACUAAUUAUAGUUACAGGGACAAAAAAUUAGAGGGUUUUUUUAAUUCUCUACAGAACUUUUGAUGGAAUUAAGCAGUAAAGGUUGAUGACAAAAAUGCGUAUGUGAAGAAUUAAGCUAAUUUCUUUAGUAGUAAAUAGUUCAUUUCCAAAUGAGAAUCAGAGAAGCAUGCAUAAUUGUUUGACAGUGGUAAUUCUUCUAGACAGGUAUCCUGAUAAAAAGACAUUUGUAAACUAUCCAUUUCUUAUCAAAUUUAGCACCUAAGAAGGCUUAGAUUAUGUCCAUUGGUCAAAAUUCUCAUAAGAUUUUUCUUUAAAAAAUGUAUAAUCCAAAAGAUAAAAAAAAGUUUAGGAAAAUGGUUGAAGAAAGAAAAUAGAUUUCGUGAAUAAUUUCUGGCAAGACAAAAUUUUAUAAUAUGGGCAUACUUAUAAAUAAAAAAAUAAAAAAAACAAGUAACAUUAAUAAAUGGGUAUUACUACUACCUACUAAGUACUAAGACACAUAUUUUCCUUUAUAACAUUAUUAUUGUUUUGGUUUAACUGCCAUUUGCAUAAAUUCAGACUUGGUUUUGAAGUGACUUGUGCAAUCAUGCUUAUGUUAUUUUAUUAUGACUUUUACCAUGUUCCAAUCCAUUGAACCAUCAUGAAAUUAUUAAGUGCUUUAGUCACAUUCCCUGGCUAUUAGCUUUUGUUCUUUAAUAAAAUUGUUUCAGUAAUAAUUUAUAAGUAUAUCAUUUUCAUUUGUUUGUUUUUUUAAAAUAAAAUAUAUUUUAACAAGUUUUCAUUUCUUUGUUUAGUGUUGUAUCAAGAUCCAUAAAUAGUUUAUGAACUUAGACACACAUAUUACCGGUAAUAAAUUAAACCAAUAAUCAUCAAUAAUCUCAAUGUGUGUAU
Messenger RNA from Lymnaea stagnalis (great pond snail), 12880 nucleotides. The record is from the annotation of a GenBank genome assembly. Lineage: Eukaryota; Metazoa; Mollusca; Gastropoda; Lymnaeidae.